AUGAAAGUCCUCUUUUGGAAUAUCAGAAGUGCGAAGAAGGCUGCUGGUUUAAGAGCCUUAUCAUAUUUCAUUCGAGAUCAUUCUCCUGAUGUUGUUUGCUUAGCGGAGCCAAUGAUUAGUGAAAGCAAAUUCCAUUUUUUGUUCUUUAAAAAAUUGGGGUUUGAGUCUGAUUUCAUUCACAAUUUCCGCAUGGACAAGGUCCCUAAUAUAUGGGUAAUAUGGAAACAAGGAAUUCCUCGCCCCUCGAUCAUCGCGGUGUUUGAUCAGCAAUUAUCAAUUACUGUGGAUUGGUUAGGGAACUGUGUAGGCCUAACUUUUGUUCACGCUAAUUGUUUUAUGGUCAAACGGAGAGAGCUUUGGUCGGAGCUAGGUUUGGUGGUGAAUCCAAAUCUACCCUGGUCGGUGAUAGGUGAUUUCAAUGCUACCCUUCUUUCCAACGAGAAAAGGGGUUCAGGGAGAUUUAAUGCAAAAUCAGCAGCUGAUUUCCAAUCUAUGGUGGAUACUUGUCUUUUGAUACAAGUACCCUCGCAAGGUAAGAUGUUUACCUGGACUAACAAUCGCCGGCGAGGUAAUGUAGCUGCGGUCCUCGACCGAAGUUUCUGCAACAGUAAAUGGUUGGAUAUGUUUAAAAGUACUCUUCAAAGGGUCUUGUUAAGGUCAUCCUCUGAUCAUGCUCCCAUUUUAGUUGUGUCAGAUUCGAUUGCCCGACCAGAAAUAUCUGGAAAUCCAAUUUUUAUUCUUUCUCAGAAACUGAAGUGUGUUAAGCUGUUUAUCAAGCCUUGGGGAAGAAAAAAUUUUCCCAAUAUUGAUAACGAAGUCAAAAAAGCUUCUGAUCACCUAAAUUUUGUUCAUCAAGAAAUUGAGGCUGCAGGGAUGUCAGAUGACCUUUUUGGUCGCGAGGCUGAUGCCAAAAUAGCGUUGUUGAAAGCUACCCAGCUGCAGGAUAAUCUAUGGGCUCAAAAAGCUAAGCUGAGGUGGAUGAAAGAUGGGGACAAAAAUUCAAAGUUCUUUCAUCUAUCAGUGAAAAUGCGACGGGCUCAAAAUCAAAUCCGUACUUUGCAGAAUGUUGAUGGGGAGUGGAUGAAUGACCAGCAACAAUUAUCUUCAUAUAUUGUCAAUUAUUAUGAGGAAUUCCACAGAUUAUCUGUUACUUCUCCUCACCCUGAGCUGCUGGAUUGCAUUCCAUGCAUUAUUUCGGACGAUGAUGCUCUUUAUUUGGAGGCUGAACCAUAUUUAGAGGAAAUAAAAAAAGCUAUUUGGGAAUUAGACCCAGAUAGUUCCCCUGGACCUGACGGCUUCUCAGGGAAAUUUUUUAGGCGGGUAUGGAGUAUUGUUGAGGAUGAUUUUUGCAGGGCUGUUUUGCACUUCUUCAGAUGGGGAAUCCUUCCAAAGGGUGUGAAUAAUUUUUUUCUCACUCUUAUCCCUAAGGUGGUGGGGGCUACUUCUCUCGACAAGUAUAGGCCAAUUUGCAUGGGAAAUUAUUUUUGCAAGGUAUUAUCAAAAAUUGUGGCAAGUAGAGUUGCAAUUUUACUGCCAAAGCUGAUUUCGGAGGAACAAGGGGCGUUCCAAAAGGGGAAGAUAAUAUCAGAAAACAUUAGCCUUGCUUCAGAAUUGGCAAAUCUGAUGCAUUCCAUGGUUAGGGGAGGUGGGAUGGGGCUCAAGGUUGAUGUACAGAAAGCCUACGAUUCUCUAUCCUGGGAAUUUCUAUUUGCUGUCCUUGGGAAGUUUGGUUUUCCUAGGAAAUGGAUUUCUUGGAUUCAAGAAAUUCUUUCAUCCUCAAGGAUUUCGGUUCUAAUAAAUGGAGGUCCAGAAGGGUUUUUUGGUGUGGGUCGUGGUCUUCGUCAAGGCGAUCCGUUAUCUCUCAUUUUGUUUAUUUUAGCUGAGGAAGUGCUCUGUAGAGGAUUAAAUAAAUUGGCCUUGGAAGGAUUAAUCAAGUCGCUGCCAGGUCCAAGAGGUACCUGCACUCCAACUCACCUAUUAUUCGCGGACGAUAUUUUCAUCUUCAUGAAUGCGUCGGCGAAAUAUGUUAAAAAUUUGCAUUUAUUUUUAUCAAAGUAUCAGGAUUUCUCUAGACAACAAUUUAAUCUCGACAAGAGCAAAGCUUUCUUUGGGAAGGUUGCCCCCCACAGGAAACAAUUCAUCAGUAAUUUAUUGGGAAUUCAGGCCUCAAAAUUCCCUACAAGGUAUUUGGGUGUGGAAAUAUUCAAGGGAAGAGUGAAGAAAAAUCAUCUUUUGCCUUUGAUGGAUAAGAUUAAAUGCAGAUUGGCUACCUGGAAAGGGAAGCUUCUCUCGAUGGCUGGUAGGGUGGAGUUGGUUCGAUCAGAAAUGUUCAUAGGGAGGACUAUGCGACUGGCAGAUCUUAAUCGAAAUGGUGAGUGGUCUUUUCCAAAAGUUUCUUCAAAAUUUCUUGCUGAGACCUUUGAGAAGGCAAAAAGAAUUUCUUUAUCGCCUAUGGAGGAUAUAUGUCAUUGGAAGCUGUCAAAUUCUGGGGCAUUCUCUUUGCGAUCAGCGUGGGAGGAGAUAAGGGGGAAAAAUCAGAAAUUCCCUUGGUUUUCUAUUUUAUGGAAAUCCAAGAUUCAUCCUUGUCAAGUUGUGUUUGGUUGGAGGCUUGCUCAUAAUCGGUUACCCACGGAUGAGGAGGUGCGCAGAAGGGGUGUGAUGAUGCCUUCUAGGUGGCAGCCCCUUGAUAGAAUGGGGGACCUUUUAGCAUGGUGGAAACGGAAAGGGAAGAAUUUAACCUUUUCAACUGCGUGGCUUUGUGGCUGUAUUCUGAUCCCAUAUGCUGUCUGGAUGGAGAGAAAUGCUAGAUAUCAUGAUGGUGCAGCUCUUCAUUAUAAACAUAUUUUUGCUCGAGUGAAAGGAGAAAUUUGUAUGAUUUCUAGUGUACAUCUUGGGAAACCCCUUUCCAUCCCGGAUCUGAUAUGUGCUAGAAGAAUAGGAAUUCCUCGGGUAACAAGAACUCGUAGAGAGAUUAUUGAAGUUCGAUGGUGUCUCCCAUUUCCAGGAUGGAUUAAGCUAAACACUGAUGGAUGCUCCUUGGGUAAUCCAGGGAAGGCUGGAGCAGGCGGGAUUUUCAGAAACGAGAAGGGGGACAGCCUUUUGAACUACAGAGAAUAUGUCGGUAUCAAAAUAAAUUUUGAAGCGGAACUUUUGGCAGUGAUCGCUGGUCUUGAACAGGCAAAGAUAAAUGGUUUUCAGCAUCUUUGGAUUGAAUGCGAUUCUACGGCAGUGGUGACGCAUUGUUACCGGGAGGCUAAUGUGAUUGCUGAUUUUUUGGCAAAAUCAUCAGCGAGAUUUGAAGUGUCGUAUCCAGUGGAAGUUUGGCCUCGAAAGGAAAAGAAAGAAUCCACUUUAUUUUUGAUAGAAAGUCGUCAUCUUAAGAUCUCUUAUGCCCAACUCCUUAAAGCUACUGAUGGAUUUUCUUUUGAAAAUUUGGUUGGUGUGGGGGGUUUCGGUUCUGUGUACAAAGGAGUUCUCAAUAACAGUGAUACUACUGUUGCAGUAAAGGUCCUUAACAUUAAACAAAGAAGUGCGUCCAAGAGUUUCAUGGCUGAAUGUGAAUCCCUUAGAAACAUCCGGCACCAUAAUCUUGUAAGAAUCUUAACAUCUUGCUCAAGUAUAGAUUUUGAAGGCAAUGAUUUUAAAGCUUUAGUAUAUGAGUUCAUGCCUGGUGGGAAUUUGGAGAGAUGGUUACAUCCACAUGCAAAUGGCAUACAAGAUGAGCAAAGACAUUUAAACCUUGUUCAAAGAUUGAAUAUUGCCAUUGAUGUGGCAACUGCAUUGGAUUAUCUUCACCACCGUUCUCAUACACAAAUUAUUCACUGUGAUCUAAAGCCAAGCAAUAUUCUUCUCGAUGAUGAUUUGAUUGCACAUUUGGGUGAUUUAGGGAUAUCAAAAAUUCUUUCAAAAGCCACAAGAAGAUCUCAAAAUCACAUUAGCUCAAUUGGAAUAAAGGGAUCUAUUGGAUACAUUGCACCAGAUAACUUUGAUCUUCAUUGUUGGGCUGAAAUGGCUAUGCAUGAUGGAGUGAUGGCUGUUGUUAACCCAUCACUUGUCUCCGUGGAAGAAUAUGAAGAAGAGGUAACAUCAAUUGUAACCAAUAUCACUGAAAUUCAAAGAUGCAUGAAGGAUAGAGUGCAAGAGUGCCUUAAUUCAGUCCUUAGAAUUGGAGUUGCAUGCUCAGCUGAAUCACCAUUGGAUCAAAUGGACAUAAAUGAUGUGGUCAAAGAGCUACAUCUGAUAAGGGAUAUUUAUCUUAAAGUUGGCACUCAUCAAAGAAGAUGA
Molecule: messenger RNA, 4284 nt
Organism: Macadamia integrifolia
Lineage: Eukaryota; Viridiplantae; Streptophyta; Magnoliopsida; Proteales; Proteaceae
Exons: 7
Coding region: 1-4284 (1427 amino acids)
Biological process (GO): protein phosphorylation
Molecular function (GO): protein kinase activity; nucleic acid binding; ATP binding
Source: RefSeq, a predicted model, not a curated record